Macroventuria anomochaeta is the source of this 1168-nucleotide messenger RNA. RefSeq names its product NAD(P)-binding protein. Lineage: Eukaryota; Fungi; Ascomycota; Dothideomycetes; Pleosporales; Didymellaceae. The record is from RefSeq and is a predicted model, not a curated record. Bases 214 to 1119 code for a protein of 301 amino acids. The transcript has 2 exons. Gene Ontology annotation, molecular function: oxidoreductase activity, acting on the CH-OH group of donors, NAD or NADP as acceptor.
GGUACGACCAAAUUUUGUAGUCUCGUGGCGAGAAGCUCGGCGGCGACAGCGACGAUACGACGGCGAAAUUCCGUCCGGAGAGCUUUGAGUUGCUCCACAGUAGCUCCCCGCAUUGUACAUAAGAAAUCAAUAGCAGCCCCGCCAUGGACAUAGAAACGUCGCCCAUUCCACACAACCUCGAAUCCUCACGAUAAAGCCACUGCAGAUCUCAAGAUGUCUAGGCCCCAGCACACCCGAACCGCCUCCACAAACUUGGGCAGCGGCUCCAGCCAGCGUGUUCUUGAGGGAAAGGUCGCGCUUGUCACAGGAGCAUCGAGGGGUAUCGGUGUUGAGAUUGCACGCAAUCUGGCUAGCAAGGGUGCCAAUCUUGUCCUCAACUACACUUCCGACUCGUCUGCCCAGGCCGCCGAAGACCUCGCGAGCGAACUACAAGCCGAGUAUGGCAUCAAGGCCAUCACCGUACAAGCCAACAUGGGCUCAGAGACCGGACCCAAGCACGCUGUUGAGGUAGCGGUUAACAACUUCAAACACCCGAAGACUGGCAAGUUCCAGCUGGAUAUCAUCAUCAAUAACGCUGGCGUCGCUGGGAACAACUUUGUGGAGAAUGUCGACGCUGAGGACUUUGCGAGACAAUACAAUGUGAACGUUCGUGGACCUUUACUGCUCUUGCAGGCUGCCAUUCCCUACCUACCAAAUGACCGGUCUGGCCGCAUCGUCAGUCUGUCAUCGGUCAGUGCUUCGUUGGGAUACAGGGGCCAGUCGAUCUACGGAGGAACAAAGGCUGCACUUGAGGCCAUGACAAGAACAUGGGCUCGUGAAUUGGCGGAGCGCGCGACUGUAAACGCUAUCAACCCUGGGCCAGUGGCAACAGACAUGUACUGGGGCAACGACGAAAAGUUCAUUGCUCAGAACAAGCCCUUCAUCGAGACCACCCCGCUCGCGGCCCCCAGGAAGGGAAUCGACGAGGACAGGAUCUACGAGGCGUCGCAAGGUGCGGGAGGACGACCAGCAUACAGUGAGGAGGUUGCAGGUGUAGUCGGUAUGCUGUGCCUGCCGGAGGCCGGAUGGACGACUGGCAGCGUUAUCUGCGCGAACGGUGGCAUGAAGUUCAGCGUCUGAGCGUAGUCAGGGAUUUUGAGAUGCAAGAGUUAGGGCGCAUGAUAAUCUC